Molecule: messenger RNA, 2063 nt
Organism: Leptidea sinapis
Lineage: Eukaryota; Metazoa; Arthropoda; Insecta; Lepidoptera; Pieridae
Exons: 4
Coding region: 125-1309 (394 amino acids)
Biological process (GO): protein ubiquitination; ubiquitin-dependent protein catabolic process
Cellular component (GO): ubiquitin ligase complex; cytosol
Molecular function (GO): ubiquitin protein ligase activity
Source: RefSeq, a predicted model, not a curated record
GCCGCCUGCUGCCAUUUGAGUGAAAAUCUUGGUGCAAUUCGAGCGUAUUUUCGUCGUGUAAAAACUUUAACAAAUUUAAUUAUUGCCAAAGUCUUUAUUAUUAUUUGAUAAAUAAUUGUGUAAAAUGGGUAUGAUAUCUAGAGUGCGCGGGCGUAUAAGGAGUGACUCUUUCUCGAAGAUUCACAUAAAAUCUGAAGACAAAAUUGCAAAUAUCGUAUGGCUUAUAUCCCUGGUGCUGCUGCUGCCAUAUUGGGCUCCUCGUGGUCUCCUGGUGGCUCUGGGAGGUGCGUGGCUCAUGGCCGCCUACACGUGCCUGGUGUUGCCAGUGCUGAUCUCAGCUAACUACAAGUAUCCAGCGAGGUGGUACCCUGCUGUCGCGAAGAUUGCCAGAAAGGUAGCAACAAGACUUCAGUCUCCAGUGCUACGGGUCUGGAGUGUUGUGAAGGUGGCCUACUCGCCGAUAGACAGAGCUGAACGACUCUUCCUGCAGCUGAAUAACCUGUCCACGAUGAUAAGUCAGUUGCUGAUUUUCGCUGCCUGCGACCGUCUCUUCGUGUCUCGAGGCCGACUAACCUGCCUUUACUCGCUCAUGUUCUACAAUGUCAUCACAUACUCCGUGAACUAUAUCCGGGAAAUCUGCACAAAGGAGGACUGGUCACCGUACGUUAACGUAACUCGUCACUCCAGGGUCAAACAUCUCGCUAUGUCCGCGACUAAGAUUGUCUUGGAAUGGACAAAAGCUGUCACAUUCGUUGUGACAAUGACGUUUAUUCUUUUGACUCUAGGUUUAGAGCAGGGCUUGGAUCAUUACAAGCCUAACUUUUUGUACACAAUUAUAACUGCGACGUAUUAUUUGCUGACAGAAAAGACAUUCCUUGAGCUGUGGCCGCUGGCUUUGGCAGCUCUGAAGUUAGAAAGACUGGAAGGUAUGGAGGUAUUGUAUUCUGGUGUUUGGGCAAGGGGUGUGACUACUGCUAUAGCAGUUCCAUUAGUUCCAGCUCUUUCUUGGCACGAGAGGUACAGAUUAGCUUUUUUGUUAGCGUAUAUUUGUGUAUACGUACACGGGAGGCAUAGACUUGGAGAGGCUUUAGUUAAGUUCAAUGAGGCGUGCGAUUCGCUGGCGAGGUUUCGAAGAGCGACUCCAGAGGAGCUUUCUACGUUGGAAGAUGUCUGUGCUGUGUGUCUGGGUACCAUGAAGUCUGCAAGAGUCACGCCGUGUGCGCAUUUCUUCCACGCAGACUGCUUACGGCGAUGUCUGGCUACAACAGACCGCUGUCCGAUCUGUGUCAGACCGUACGUGUUUUGUUGAUCUGUGAUUGGCAAUAGACUUGCGAGUUGGGACUGAGCCACUUGGAUCAGUAUUAUUUCUAGCACUUGGUUCGCUUUGUAUGUCACGGACGGGAAACUGGUUUACGAAUUAUUUUAAUCGAUUCGUAAUUAUACAUAGUCUUCAGUAAAUUAAGUUUUAUAUGCCUAUAUAAUACAUCAGUAUAAUAUAAAUUUUCCAUGUAAGUAUUCAACUAAUUUGGCGAUAAAAGUAUACAGGACUAUCGUUUAUACUUAUUGCAAUGUCUUAGAUCAUUUAUACCUACGUCUAGAUAGUGACAGCUGUAAAAACGUCGAAAACAUUGACUUUAGAACUCUAUUUUAAGCAAUGCACGCACACUAACACAAAGUGUCAUACAAAUAGCGAGUGUAAGACGUAGCUUCUCACACACACUAAACUAGUAUUUAUAUAUAUAUCUGUAUUUAUAGCCUGUUUUAUCGAUUGUCUAACAGCACUAUACUCUAUCUAGACGUAUUAAUUAUCUAAGCAAUAUGUAUAUGCACAAUUUAUAUUCCUUUUAUGUAUUUGUAUUGUAAUUAAUAAAUAUGUAGAUGAAAAAUGUAUAUAAGUCAUAAUUGAAGCUAAAAUAGGCCAAGAUGUGUAUAUUGUCUUGAUAGAUUCUAAUGCACAUUAAUAUUGAUUUAUAUUUAUUUUUAAUUUUAAGAUAGUGCACUAUUUAAAUUCUAUAGGUAUCGCAAAUUUGUAAUUUUGUAUCAAUAAAUAUGUCUAAAUUCAC